Messenger RNA from Lingula anatina, 1316 nucleotides. RefSeq names its product histone deacetylase 4-like. The record is from RefSeq and is a predicted model, not a curated record. Lineage: Eukaryota; Metazoa; Brachiopoda; Lingulata; Lingulida; Lingulidae. Gene Ontology annotation, molecular function: histone deacetylase activity. Gene Ontology annotation, biological process: negative regulation of transcription by RNA polymerase II.
UUACCAGCAAAAUAAUUGGAUUGAACUGGAGUAUCUUAGGAUUUCUUUCCCCUUUUAAAUUAAUUAAUCAUUAGUCUAGUCUACUUAUAGAUGGGGAGAAUCAUUAUUUAUCUAUUGAUAUAUCUUUAGAAAUAUUAUUUGAGAAAAAAAGAGCAUAUGUGUGGAUGUUCUUGUCGCGUUGGUCUUGAUAAUCAGAUUGCACCAGUAGAACAAGUUGGAUAGCCAAUUUGAAACCUCCAAUUAUAGACAACUCGGAUAACAACAACCCAGAUGAUAAAAUUAGAUAAAUUUAGACGGGUUUAUAAGCAAUCUCACUCCAUUGAUAUGGUUAUUUAUCUCUAGUCAUUGCAGUACGAUUUGAGGGAGAAAAUGUGGAUGAUAUUUGGAUACAGUUGUGUGAUGUUAUUGUGACACAUUAUAUUUAGAGUUCACCGAACCAUUGAAAUAUGGCAUAUACCAAUUUUUAUCCCAGGGAAAACCUGAAUAGCGUGUAUAGCAUAAUAUUUGAGGAGAGCGAGGCUGAUGAAAAUGAGAACAUGUUUUCCUAUUUAAGUCCAUUUUCUAGUGUCAUAUAUAUAACAGUUAACUCCCCUCUUAGUUCCCCCAUGAUGGUACGGAAGACGGACGUGCAUUCACACGGCGGUGGCGACACCACAAACAUUCAAAAUGAAAUCUUACGCCUGAAACAUUACCAGCAGAUCGAGCACCAACGCCUGAUCGAGAAAUACCAGCAGGAGCAAAACCAGCUGGCUGCCAUGCAUGAAAAACAACUGGAAGAGCACCUGAAAGUUCGGCAACACAUGCUGAUGCUUCAGAAACAGCAGGAAUUUCUUGAGCAGCAGCGGAAGCUCGAAGAACAGCAUCGUUUGGAGCAGAAGAUGCAAGAGGAGAAACUGGCGCAAAUCAAGAACAAAUCCCUAGAGCAACAGAGUGCAAUUGCUUCGAUGGCAGUGAAACAGAAGCUCCAGGAAUUUGUGCUAAAUAAGAAGCAACGAGAAGCAGCAGUUAACAAUAUACGAAAUUCCAGUCAAUUUAGAUGGGCUCAUCACAGUUCACUAGAUCAGAGUUCUCCGCCCAGUGCAAGCCUGUCUCCGCCCUAUCGGCCACACUUGCUGGGACAGUUUGAUGAACUAAACCAAUUACGGAGGACAGCCUCCGAACCCAAUUUAAAGGUGCGUUCCGUGUUAAAACAGAAGGUGAUCGAGAGGCGGAGUAGUCCACUGAUACAGCGGAGAAAUCGGACACCAUUGUCACUAAAAAGUAGAAAACCGUUAGGAGGUGAGGGACUGUUUGAAUCCUGAGUUCACAAGUUUAAA